CCCCGCCACCGUCCCAAUUGUAUUCCCUGGAAGAGCGGCCGGAAAAGCCUCCGCCUGCUCAGACCGGGAAAAGCGAGAAGCUGGUUCCUUCUCGCAGCCCGCUCUUUGAGCUCCGGAACCACCGCGGCGUCCCGCACCGCAACCCCGAAGGCCUCCAGCACCGCCCGGGCCCAGUUCCCAGCCAGGCGCGGCUUCAGCACCACGGACAGCGCCCCGCCCGCGGCCCUCAGGCCCGCGGCGCGCUCCGGCGGGUCUAGGCGAGGCCGCGAGCUAUGCCAGCAGCAUGGCCAGGCGCUCCGGCCCCAUGGCGUUGCUCCUCGGCCUCGGCCUCCUCGGGCUGUGCUCAGGAGUCUGGGGUACGGACACAGAGGAGCGGCUGGUGGAGCAUCUUCUAGAUCCUUCCCGCUACAACAAGCUUAUCCGCCCAGCCACCAAUGGCACUGAGCUGGUGACAGUCCAGCUCAUGGUGUCACUGGCCCAGCUCAUCAGUGUGCAUGAGCGAGAGCAGAUCAUGACCACCAAUGUCUGGCUGACCCAGGAGUGGGAAGACUAUCGCCUCACUUGGAACCCUGAGGAGUUUGACAACAUGAAGAAAGUUCGACUCCCUUCCAAACACAUCUGGCUCCCAGAUGUGGUCCUCUACAACAACGCUGAUGGCAUGUACGAGGUGUCCUUCUACUCCAACGCCGUGGUCUCCUAUGACGGCGGCAUCUUCUGGCUGCCCCCCGCCAUCUACAAGAGCGCCUGCAAGAUCGAAGUGAAGCACUUCCCAUUCGACCAGCAGAACUGUACCAUGAAGUUCCGCUCGUGGACCUACGACCGCACCGAGAUCGACCUGGUGCUCAAGAGUGACGUGGCCAGCCUGGACGACUUCACCCCCAGCGGCGAGUGGGACAUCGUGGCGCUGCCCGGCCGGCGCAACGAGAACCCCGACGACUCCACUUACGUGGACAUCACCUACGACUUCAUCAUCCGCCGCAAGCCGCUCUUCUACACCAUCAACCUCAUCAUCCCCUGCGUGCUCAUCACGUCGCUGGCCAUCCUGGUCUUCUACCUGCCGUCCGACUGCGGCGAGAAGAUGACGCUGUGCAUCUCCGUGCUGCUGGCGCUCACCGUCUUCCUGCUGCUCAUCUCCAAGAUCGUGCCGCCCACGUCCCUCGACGUGCCGCUCGUUGGCAAGUACCUCAUGUUCACCAUGGUGCUGGUCACCUUCUCCAUCGUCACCAGCGUGUGCGUGCUCAACGUGCAUCACCGCUCACCCACCACGCACACCAUGGCGCCCUGGGUCAAGGUCGUCUUCCUCGAGAAGCUGCCCACCUUCCUCUUCAUGCAGCGGCCGCGCCACCACUGCGCCCGCCAACGCCUGCGCCAGCGGCGGCGCCAGCACGGGCGCGAGGGCCGCGGGGCCGUGCUCCUCCGCGAAGCGCCCGGCGCCGACUCCUGCACGUGCCUGGUCAACCGGGCCUCGGUCCAGGGCCUGGCGGGGGCCUUUGGGGCAGAGCCCGCGCCCGCCGCCGGCCCGGGGCGCUCCGGGGGGCCGUGCGGCUGCAGCCUCCAGGAGGCCGUGGAUGGCGUCCGCUUCAUCGCGGACCACAUGCGGAGCGAGGACGACGACCAGAGCGUGAGUGAAGACUGGAAGUACGUUGCCAUGGUGAUCGACCGCCUGUUCCUCUGGAUCUUUGUCUUUGUCUGUGUCUUUGGCACCAUUGGCAUGUUCCUGCAGCCUCUGUUCCAAAACUACACCACCGCCGCCUUCCUCCACGCAGACCACUCGGCUCCCAGCUCCAAGUGAGGCCCCAGCUCCGUGCUCCGUCUUCCCUUGGCCCUCUGUGGUACGAUAGUUUCGGGCGGAGGAGGAACGAUAAGCUACCAGGAAGAGGGGCGCUGCCCCCAAAGAUCCAUGCUUUCAUGGCACCUGGAGCCCCUCCCCCAUCCCUCAGCCCCCACACAGCCAGCCCCACCUGGAGGCUGGACCAGCUGCUCUCUUCCUCCUGUACCAACCCCGGCACCAGUAUUGCUGGGGUAGGAUGAAGGCUGAGAAGUGCAGGACGGAGAUGAUGUCGGAGCCUUGCAGUCUGAGGAAAGUGUGAAGGGGAAGGGGCCGAGAAGGGGACAGAGUCAUCCGCUGCCUCCACAGCAUGGCAAGGGGCAGGUGGGAGGAGCGGGGAGGGACAUGGGAUGGCAGCUCAGAUGGGAGCCGGAGGAGAGAGGCCUGGGUGACCGGCUGUCUGCCCUGCUCCAGUGGACAGCAGCUAGGCUGGGUGGGCCCCACGGCGGGCAGAGGCUCCUGCCAGAGGGCUAGCCUGGCGCUGUGGUCAGACUCCCGGGGGAAGCUUCCAGCCCCGUCCGACAGCCCCGUCUUCUAAGGGGUCCGGAGCUCAGCCCCAGGUGCCCUCCUCCUGGUGAAGAAUCCUCUGCCCCCCAGACUUCCCUCUCCUUCCUCACUUGGCCAGGGUGUGGUGGGCAAGGCUGGGUAUUGGGAACCUUUGAGCUCGGAGUCUUUGCGUGACCUGCUUGGAGCCUGAGGUCUGAGUACUUUGUGUGAGGAGGGCCAGCUCCCAGGCUGGUUUUACCCCCAGCUGAACUGGCCGGCUGUUUGAAGUAAGUAAAGAAAGGAUGUCAGCUGUAAGCAGAGCCAGCCUUUUUGCCUGCAGUAGAGCUGGCUGCCAGGAGAGGAGAGAGCUGGAGGUGGAGGCCAGCGGGGUGGAUGGGGGUGAGGGGUGGCCCCCCACUGCUCUGCUCUGUCCUCUUCCGGCUCUGUUCUGCCCUGCCAAUGGCUCCCUGGAGGCUGUAUUCUGACGCUGCUCCCAGGGGGCAGCUGGAGGCCACCUGGCCUGUUAUCCCAGGAAACAGACCUUAUGGGAUCUUCUGUCCCCGCCCCUGCCACGUGACCAGCUCUGAUUUAUGGUCCCCACCUGUGCUCAGUGCCUGGCCAGCAGGUGGCCAGUCACAGACGGGCCAGUCUGCCAAGUGCACCGAGGUGCCUGCCCGACAGCCCUGCUGUUCUCCGGAGCCCAGCUGGAGGCCUGCUUCUCCAGGCACAGCAGAGGUGGGGGUGGGGGUGGGGGUGGGGUGCAGGUGAGCGGGAGGACACCCAGUGUCUGCAGAGCGCUGCCCAAGAAUCACAGCCUGGGUUCUAGUCCCAGCUCUGCCACUUACUCAGCCAACUCCCGCAAGUCUCCGCCUGCUAGGUCUCAGCUGCCUCGUCUAUAAAAGGGGGACAGUGACGCCCUCUGUAUGGGGUUGCCGUGAGGAUGCUGUGUUGGUGAGAAAGCCCAGUGCUCUCCCUGGCACAGAGUACAUGCCCCACGAGUGUGGAGGCUGAGAGGCAGUCAGAGCCGGUGGGAGUGGGGUCACCUGUCAUGUCAGCCUCCCCCAGACCUUCCCUUACCCGAGCAAACCAACUCCUCCAGACAAGGCCUGGAUCUGCGGGAGCCGAGAGCGGCAGGGACUGCUCGCUGAGUCUGGUGGGUGGGUCUCUCUCUGGAGGCUGAGCUCUGGCCUUGGCCUUGGACUCCCUCUGGGUCAGUUCCUCCCCAAUGCAGGUGUGUGCCGGGGGCCCCAGGCAGAUCUAAUUCUAUACUGGCAGCGAGAACGUCACUGGGGUGGGAGCCAGCAGCUGUGGGAGAUGUCCCCCGCGCAUUCACCCACCUGCGGGAAUGGGCUUAUGGACCUCUAUUCUGGGGGAGGCAGUGUCUCGGCUCCACAGAGACUCCUAGAACAGCAAAUUGAGAGCUGCCUGCACUACGCCUGGACCCACCUUGAACUCAACCCCGAGGAAACAUCCCGGAGCCUGAAACAGCAACUGGAAAGGAGCCUUCCCCCUGAAAGGUGGGGUGCCGGCCGAGGGUCCUCCUGGCUCUCCCAGACUCCUGCCUGUCAGCCCUUCACUGGCUUUUAGAACGUGCCGCACGUGGCUGUGGUCCAAGGACGUCAGCAGAUGGCGCUAGAGGGGCUUAGCGAGCUGCGUGUCCAUGUCUGUCCCGUCACCUGCCCGACACAUGAGGAAACCGAGGCCCGGAGAUUGUUUGCUGCCUGACCUUGGAUAACACCUAACUCUGAACUUGUUCAUAACCACCUGUAAAGUGGGGGUGACAGAGCGGGCUGAGGGCUGCAGCAAGGAAGAGAGGGAUCGAUGCCCGUGAAGGGCUGACUGGGCAGGUACCCAGGGCAGUGCCAUCCCUCCAUCUCUGGCUUCAGCCCUUUGGGGGCCUCCCAGUAUGGAGGGGAGGGCAGACGUGGAGGGGGGAGGGCUCCGCUGCACCGGCCAGGUGUUACCAUGUGUCAAUACAGGGUUUGAACUCUCCCGGGCACCGGGAAGCGUGGGAGAACCGAGUCUCUUCCACUCGGGUCCUCUGUCCUCCCUGUGGUGUUGUCUUUGCCCCUGCUGUGGUGGAGCCCUCUCUGGAGAGGGUUGAGUAGCCAGCUCAGCACUGGGCAGGGACCCGAGGCCCCAGAUCUGAAGACGGAGGUAGAGAUACUGGAUUGGAACCCAGGGGAGACUAAGGGGGGCAGUGAGGAGCCGAGCUGGGGUGGUCUCCAUCAGGAACGGCAAGGCCACAGGCCAUCUGCUAGCCAUUCUUGUCUGGAAGGAGGGCCUGCACGGACUCUCCGCUUUUGACAGUUGGCACUGCCGCAGGAGGAAGGUGGUUUCCUGGCAGUGGGGUAGCUACUGGCACAGCUGCUACCAACUUAUGGACAAUUUAAAAGCAAACGAGACACGGGCAGCCCCCAGCGGGCCUUUUCUGCAGAGGAAGUGCCUGCGGGAGAAGGGCCAAGUCAAUCCCCUCUAAGGAAAUGGGGAGUGCUCUGUGGAGGUUUGGGGGCUUUGACCCCCUUUCUCAGUCUCCCCCCAAUUCCAGAAUUAGUUACUGUUUCCUGAGGGCUGCUGUGUGCCCCGUGCUUCAGAUGGCCGUCUGUUCCUCAAACCCUGCAGGGACGGGCCCUGUUGACAGAAAAGACCAGGCGCACAGAGGCCAAGUGGCAGCGGGGAGCAGUGCUGGGCGUGAAGCUUAAGGCCGACCCGAGUCCACACUCUCCCCGUGGCCUCAGGAGGUGGGAGGAAUGUGACGGGCAGUCAGGGUCUUCACUGAAUUCAUUCCCCAAGCCAGAGCGGACCCGGUUCCAGCAGUCACCCUCUGCUUCUAGGCAGAGGAGGGCUGGUGUCACAGCAUUCCUCACUGUCCCACUGGUGUCGGCUGCCUCCCUCUCCCCCACCCAGACCAGAGAACAAGCAGCCACCUUUAAAUAUUCAUCCCAGCAGGUCCGAGGUCAGCGAGAAUCACGUGGUUCCUAAGGGACUGUAGGUGGAGGAAUCGUUGGGACCUCACUGGGUGCCCCUCCCCCCACUGGCCUUGACCUUGGCCUCCCCUUGUCUGUGUCCCUGGAAUAUUUGCACUGGUCUAGCCCCCUCCAGGCCACUCAUUAGGAACUCAGGAUUCUUGUAAAGAAAAGUUGUUCCCAAACAAGUCUUGUCUGUUAUAUUGGGGGGGCAGAGGGACCUCAUGGGCCAGGGUUGGCGCACAUGGGAAAAACAGAGAAUGCUGGGAAAACUGCACUCAUGAGUCGUUUAUAGACAUCCCAAGGAUCUAAAGAAAAGGUCGGUGGUAACAGUUCAGUUAUUGUGAUUUAUUGCCCUCCAAGUCCAUUCGUUAAGAGAUGAAAUGGCCGGAUGGCUGGGCCUUUGGUAGACAGAGCCCAGCAAUGGCUCCUCGGAGGACCCUCUGUAAAGGGACCUGGAGGACGGGGAGAGGUGAGGACCAGUGUCCCGGAGGCAGGGAUGGCCACGGCCACCUCACAGCCCUGUGCCGUGACAGUGGUUUGAUCUGGGCCCCAACCCUGGAAAUGGUGUGAAGUCACGCACUCCCUCCACGAAAUGCAGGGUGAACAGCAGCUGGAACAGGCUGGAGAGAGGCCUGCUUCCUGGCCCCGCCGCCCGGGGAGGCUGGUGGGGAGGACGGCCUGGUCCCCUCUGCAGGCACUUGCUGUAGGCAUGAAGGAAACUAUCCGCUUGAUUUCUAGAUGACCAGGUCGCUACAUUCCCCUCCAUGUGGGACCAGGAGCUGCCUGAGAAUGAGGCGGGGGUGGGGGGGCUGCAGGCGCUUGAGGUUCCUGGUACGUCAUGCAGGCAGAUGCAUAUCCUUCUGCGUCUUUAAACUGUCCAGCUCACCCAGCACCAUUUCAACAGACUGAACAACAUGGGAGUUCUAGCCCCUCCUAAACGCCCCCAAAUACAUACGUACGUCACUGGCCUUCCUGCCGUCAGUUGUUACAUCUGUAUAAGGGAUGAGGGAAGGGGGCCUCUUUUUGACUUCCAGCCUCGCUGUUGUAUCAUUUUUAAAAGGUCAAGGAUGAGUAUCAUGGAAAUUCUGGACUAAAUGACAAUGUGGAAAGUGGUGCCUUCUUUUUGAAACCCAAGAUGGAGAAAUAUUCUGGAUGCUAUCGAUGAAGAAGCAAAUGGCCUGUCCCCUAAGACAGCAGCUGAGCCAGCCCUGUGACUUUGCUCCCAAUAUGCACCACCCUGCAGGACACCGGACGCCUCCCAUGGACCGGCUGUAGGAAAACCCCCCUCAGGACAGGUGGGAUUCUGUGUAUAAAUUGUGAUACUGUCUCAGUGGACGUUUUCCUACACUGGGCCUUGGAAUCUUGCUUAUCAAAUCUCUGGGGACAAGAUAGGGGUGGGCUCUGAUGGGGAAGGGAGGCCUGAUGUACCCCACCACAAGCUCACCUCCCACACCAGCCCAUCAAAACAGCGCCUUCCUGAAGGUCUCGGGACCGCCCUCUCCCCAAGUUCUGUCAGAUGCAGCUAGAAAUCCCUCUGUCCCCCUCCCCUGCAAGAAGCCAAGACUUAAAAGCUUUCUACCAAUUCUGAUUUCUUCUUUUUUAUUGAGGAAUGUAUGUUAGUCACUGUUUUGAAGGGACACAAAAGCGGAAUCCAAAAACUGCAGCCGUCACGGCUCCCGAGUCCAUCGAGCCUGGGCUUCUUCCCAUUCUGCUCUUGGGAGUCACUGCUAAGACCCCAAAAACCAACAAAGUCCCUUCGUGAAGGAAACAGCGUCAAGCAGCGACCAUUUUUACAAGUGAUUAUUCAAA
Molecule: messenger RNA, 7092 nt
Organism: Hipposideros armiger (great roundleaf bat)
Lineage: Eukaryota; Metazoa; Chordata; Mammalia; Chiroptera; Hipposideridae
Gene: CHRNB2
Product: cholinergic receptor nicotinic beta 2 subunit
Exons: 6
Coding region: 284-1792 (502 amino acids)
Biological process (GO): monoatomic ion transmembrane transport
Cellular component (GO): postsynaptic membrane
Molecular function (GO): acetylcholine-gated monoatomic cation-selective channel activity; transmembrane signaling receptor activity
Source: RefSeq, a predicted model, not a curated record